AUGGAGGGAUCUGUAGCAAACACUCAACAAGGCAUGCAAGAAUUUCCCACACGCAAAGCCAUCGCUGUUUGUGGGUGUGGCAAUGAUGGCCGUCUUGGGUUGGGAUCGUGUGAUUCACAAAAUCGUAUUACUCUCAUUCCAUUCUUUUUGGGUGGCACCAACAGUACUGAUACUACUAAUAGUAAUAACAAUGAGAAAAAGAAUAAUCAUGAUGGGAAUAUGCCUGGAAUCAUACAAACUUUACGUGUAGGUGGAUAUCACAACUUUGUAAUCACUACAACAGGUGUAUAUGGAUGGGGACUAAAUGAAAAUGGACAACUCGGUCUUGGUCGUGGUACCGCUGCGUCUGUACUGCAACCCACACGUAUUAAUUUCUUUGAUGAACAUCCCGUUAUUGAUAUUUCAUGCGGUGCCUAUCAUACCUUUGCGUGGACAGUCGAUGGACUCUUUGCGUGUGGUAAGAAUGACGAGGGUCAACUUGGUCUAUCUACAGAUAGCGAUUAUAUGGAAUUCACAAUGGUUUUGAACGCUACUCAAAUCAACAAGAAUAAGAAGGAGGAGGAGGAGGAAGAGGAGAAGAAGAAAACUACUAUCAAUAAGACAACUGGGGAAUCUUUAGGAGAAUGUCGUUUGAUUAAACGAGCCCAACUGACACAUUUGAGUUGUGGAACCCAUCAUACAUUACUUGCAUUUCGUGAUGUUGAGAUAACAGCAGAAGAGGAGGAAACGGAAAUAGAAAAAGAAACGGAAUAUGAGAAGGAAAGACGACGACAACACUUCCCACUUCUUAUUCUAGCAACCGGAAAAGGUGAUUUUGGUGAACUCGGAUAUGAUGGAGACACGUGGUCAAUACUUCAGGCAAAGGCAAAAAGAAUGCAAUCGGCACUUCAAGUGGAGAUACAACAACAUCAUCAACAAAAAGGUCUUGAGAAUAAUACUGUUUCUGAUUAUCCAGAAUUAAUAGAAAAAAAAUGGAAACCUCUUAAACAACGUCGAGCAGCGUUCUCUUCUACACGUUUUCAACCUGUGCGUCUACCUAUGAUAGUUGAACCCUCUGUAAUCCCAUCAAGUGUAUAUCCUCUUGAGAUUAUUAGUCUUCAUGCAAUGCAUUUACACUCCAGUGUAGUUUUUCGAGAUACUUCUCCAGGAAAAGAUAAUACAUACUUAGAUAUAAAUACAGGACGUAUGAGAACUUUCCAUUGGGGAUGCUACUAUUGUAACCAGGUUGAGGAUGAAGCCUCAUCUAUUCCAAGGGAAGAGGAGGAAAAGAGUGGUGUUUCUCUGCAUGCUGGAAAUGAAACGAUUUUCCGUUACCCAAUGAAUUCAACGUCAAGUAGUAAAGUUGAAGUGAUGGGAAGUGGUAUACUUGGAUUGGGUGAAGAAGACUCAUUUGAAACAACAUGGGUCUCACUCCCACUUCCUCAUCAGGUAGAAGAUCUUCCUGUCCGUACUAUUGAUGGGAGGGAACAUUACCUUAUACUACUAGGAAAUAGAAUGGUACUUGGAUUUGGUGAUAACAUGCAUGGACAACUUGCUCUUGAUGAUAGUUUUGAUGUUGUCCUAAGUCCCACUACUGUGAUUCAAGUAGGUGAUAAAGUGAAAUGUCCCCCUCUUCCUUAUUCCUCCUCUACUAGUACUUCCCACACUAAUAAUACUAGUACUAAUACUUCCUCAGAUACACUUUGGACAGUAGAGAGUAUUUGUGAUAUGGCAUGUGGGUUGCGUCACUCUGUCUUCGUUGUGGAGGUCCGCCCAAGUACAUAG
This is a messenger RNA of Trypanosoma theileri, 1764 nucleotides long. RefSeq names its product chromatin binding protein. NCBI's taxonomy places the organism in Eukaryota, Euglenozoa, Kinetoplastea, Trypanosomatida, Trypanosomatidae. Gene Ontology annotation, molecular function: guanyl-nucleotide exchange factor activity. Gene Ontology annotation, cellular component: cytoplasm. Bases 1 to 1764 code for a protein of 587 amino acids. The record is from RefSeq and is a predicted model, not a curated record. The transcript has a single exon.